AUGGCAGCCGAGCGUGCGGGUGACGAUGCCAUGGCUGAGGAGCGUGCAGCGGAUCCCGCGCCGCCCGCGCCUGCUGAUCCAAUUGCCCAGCUGAAAGCGCAGCGUGCCACCUUAAAGAAGGAGCUGAAGGAUUGCACCAAGCAAAUGCGGAAUGAGGCCCGUAGAAAGCGACGAUUGCUCAAGAAAGCCGGCGACCUCACGGUCGAGGAGCUGACCUGGCUGAUGGUACG
Messenger RNA from Symbiodinium sp. CCMP2456, 230 nucleotides. NCBI's taxonomy places the organism in Eukaryota, Dinophyceae, Suessiales, Symbiodiniaceae. The record is from the annotation of a GenBank genome assembly.